Molecule: messenger RNA, 878 nt
Organism: Emiliania huxleyi CCMP1516
Lineage: Eukaryota; Haptophyta; Isochrysidales; Noelaerhabdaceae
Exons: 6
Source: RefSeq, a predicted model, not a curated record
GCAUCCUUCCCUCCACCUACGGACCGGGCGCGGGCUCCGCUGCCAUCUCGGACGGGCCCGGCGACAUCGACAAGAAGCAGUACGACAAGCAGCUCGAGCUUCGACUCGCGACGGCCGACUCGACAAAGGCGGCGAUCUCCGCCGCCAUCCUCGAGAGCUUCGUCACGGCCAGGGCGCUGUCGGAAGCUCGCCGCGUGAAGCGCAAGAGCUCCCGAGGCAGCGGUUGGGACUCUACCUACACCGAGGUCGAGGGCGUGCCGCUCAGCGACGAGCAGGCGGUCGACCUGGCAGCGAAGGUGACAGCUGCCUGCGCCAGCAUCUCACCCGCCAAUCUCUCGACAACGCCGAUGCUGAGGGCGGAUGCAGCAGCGGCGGCGGACAUCGAAGGCGAUGUGCCGAUGGCCGAGGCGCAGGAGGACGACGAGGAGCAGGGGGGCGAGGAGGAGGGGGGGGAGGGCGAGGAGGAGGAGGAGGAGGAGGGUGGCGGUGACGGUGUGAUGGGUGAGGCGCGCCGCCUGCUGCACGGGCGGGCGAGCGUCCCCCUCAAGUCCGGCGGCAAGCUGCUCCUGCGGCAGUUCGGUUCUUUGCCGGGUCGAAUGCAGAAGAAGUUCCUGAUGGACCCGGUCUUCACCAAGGCGCACGUUUUUCGUCUUCAAGUUUACCUGGCGUGGGUGCCCGCCGGAGCGGUGCCGCUUGCGCUGCACCGAGAUGGCCCGCCACUCGUCACCGUCGGCCGCCUCUGCGCGCGCUACGGGCUCGUGGCGUGACUGACAGACUCAGCCGGCGUCGACACACUCUCGCUGCAUUUGUCUUGUGUUUUAUACAUUAUCACAGCGUGUCCGAAUUGUGCAUCCCAGGGUUCUUUUUUGCUUUGUUGU